AAGUUUGUUUUUUGAUGCCUUUUGGUGUAGUUAUAAGGACAAUCCAUUGGAAGGUCAUAAUGUAAUUAUUGCUAGUUUCUGUCCUCAAGUAUUUGGACUAUAUGUAGUUAAGCUUUGUAUAUGCUUAGCUCUUGUUGGAGGGGUCCAGUAUGUUGAUGAGUCUGGCACUUGUGUUAGAGGUGACUGUCACUUACUACUAGUGGGAGAUCCAGGCACUGGAAAAUCUCAGUUUCUCAAGUUUGCUUCAAGUCUCAGUCCUCGUUCUGUAUUAACUACUGGAGUGGGUACUACUAGUGCUAGACUCACUGUUGCUGCUGUUAAGGUAAUAAUUAAUAAUAAUUUUUUGUGA
Molecule: messenger RNA, 349 nt
Organism: Amphimedon queenslandica
Lineage: Eukaryota; Metazoa; Porifera; Demospongiae; Haplosclerida; Niphatidae
Product: probable DNA helicase MCM9
Exons: 4
Biological process (GO): double-strand break repair via homologous recombination
Cellular component (GO): MCM complex; nucleus
Molecular function (GO): ATP binding; single-stranded DNA binding; single-stranded DNA helicase activity
Source: RefSeq, a predicted model, not a curated record